Messenger RNA from Rubroshorea leprosula, 1233 nucleotides. The record is from the annotation of a GenBank genome assembly. NCBI's taxonomy places the organism in Eukaryota, Viridiplantae, Streptophyta, Magnoliopsida, Malvales, Dipterocarpaceae.
UCUCUUAUCCUCUUUACUAAUCGGGAGUCAGAGCGUGGAAUUUUCUCAGAGAUUCGAAUCCAAAGGCGCUCAGUUUGUCGAUAACUCCUUGGAUAAUGCCGACUAUCGCUAGCCGCAACUCGUCUCCAUUCAAGGAGAUCGUGACCGUCAGAUCGGAGACAAGCAGGGGGACUGAGGGCCCUAUCUCUACUCCGACGAAGAUGAAAUCACUUCGCAGAUGCACGAAUUCGAGUCCAAACAGCCCUGCAGAUGGUAGCAAGGAAGAUUGUGGUAGUAAAAGAUUAGCAAGAUUGUGCAAAUCACCGGUGAAGGGAUCGCACAACAGUUUUCACCUUAAGCAGAAUUGGAAUCCAAGUGAUCCUGAGCAAAUGAGUGCUGUGAAGGAGGCACUUCAUUUGUCUACAGCACCUCCUACUGUCGUGUGCCGUGAAAAUGAGCAGAAAAGGAUUUUAGAGUUUUGCAAGGGAUGUUUGGAACAAGAGAAGGCUGGGAGUUUAUACAUAUGCGGAUGUCCAGGGACUGGAAAGUCGCUGUCAAUGGAAAAAGUGAAGCAGUAUGUGGUUGAUUGGGCAAGAGAUGAAGGAUUGCAGCCACCUGAUUUAUUAGUGAUAAAUUGCACUUCUCUAACAAACACAGCGGACAUUUUUGGCAAGAUAGUAGAUAAGCACCAACAAAAGAAGAAAACUUCACCUUUGCAAUAUCUUCAGGAAAUUUAUUCUCAAAAGCAGCAGUCAUCUGGGUCAAAGAUGUUGUAGCCAUGGUAAUAAUUGCAGAUGAGUUGGAUUAUUUGAUCACAAGGGAUCGGGCUGUCCUUCAGAUCUUUUCAUGCUUACAACUUUUCCUUUCUCUUGAUGUAUAUUGAUAGGAUGAUACAUUAAGUGGGGUGUUGGGUUCAAUUGAUCUAGCAACAAAGAAGAAUUUGGAUGAUCUUGUGGAAGAAGGGGAAAAACUUUUGAAAAAGUCAGUUUCUAAGGUUAAUAUGGAAACGGGUUUGAUUGAGCCUUGUGGUCAAGGAUCUAAUGAAGAGACUCUCAAGAGGUUUGCUAAAACACUGUCCGAUGAGAAGCGGAGACGCAAACUUAACUCAUCCCAUCUGCACACUGCAAUUCCAAAUAAUGUUAAUAAUAAUUAGAUACUAGAAAAUUUUCUUUAUUAUUAUUAUUUUUUUGUGUAUUAAGAUAUGGAUUCUUUAGUUAAUCAAUAAGGUUUUGUAUAUAAAGAAUUAAUCAAAUU